AUGCCGGGCGACAUUGAGAUGGCGGACGAUACGAUGAUGAAGCGCCCAGGUGACGAGGACAUGCCCUGGGUGGAGAAGUAUCGGCCACGGCUCCUCGGCGACAUUGUCGGCAACGAGCAGACGGUAUUGCGGCUGAAGGCGUUCGCACGCGACGGCAACGUGCCGCAUUUUAUAAUCUCUGGACCGCCCGGAUGCGGUAAAACCUCCUCAAUCUGGGCCCUCGCCAACGAGAUGCUGGGCGCGAAGGCGAAGGAGGCUUGCAUAGAGCUGAACGCUUCCGACGAGCGAGGCAUUGAGGUCGUCCGCAACAAGAUCAAGUCGUUCGCUCAGAUCAAGGUAACACUGCCGCCCGGCCGCCACAAGAUCAUCAUCCUCGACGAGGCCGACUCGAUGACCGAGGGCGCACAGCAGGCCCUGCGACGCAUCAUGGAGAUUUACAGCAAGACGACUCGUUUCGCGUUCGCCUGCAACCAAUCGGAGAAGAUCAUCGAGCCGAUCCAGUCGAGAUGCGCCAUUUUGAGAUACAACAAGCUCUCCGACGCGCAGAUGCUGCUGCGGCUAGAAGAUGUGUGCGCCCAGGAGAAGGUCUCUUACAACGACGAGGGACUGGCCGCCAUCCUGUUUACUGCCCAGGGCGAUAUGCGACAGGCAUUGAACAACCUCCAAUGCGCCGCCGACAGCCACGACGUCGUGAACAGCGACAACGUGUUUUCCGUUUGUGACGAACCGCACCCACAACUCAUGCUGGAGAUGCUCAAUUAUUGUCUGGAGGGUCAGCUAUUGCCGGCGUGCAAAAUCCUCCACGAGAUCCACAAGCUGGGCUAUGACCCGGAAGACAUAGUCUCCAACCUGUUCCGCGUGUGCAAGGCCGCCGACAUGCCGCAGUUCCUCAAGAUGGAAUUCGUCAAGGAGAUUUGCGAGACGCACAUGCGCAUCGUCGACGGCCUGCCCACCGUCAUCCAGCUGUCCGGCCUCGUCGCCAAGCUGUGCAACAUCCGCUACAAGGCCCAA
Molecule: messenger RNA, 1011 nt
Organism: Mesorhabditis spiculigera
Lineage: Eukaryota; Metazoa; Nematoda; Chromadorea; Rhabditida; Rhabditidae
Source: the annotation of a GenBank genome assembly